CGCAGUCUCACACCCUGGCGCCCUUCGCCACCAGAGAGUCCUGCAGAGGCACGCCGCGGGAGUCACUCCGUCCGCUACGCCCCUUUAGGAAACAACUAGCAGGAGGCACUGCUCCAGGCGACGACUCGACACUGAAGCCGGCUCCGGGGGUCGCCCGCGGAGCCUCUUAACUCCUCGUCUUGGGGGAUGGAGUUGGCAAGUGCCAAGGUGGGACCAGCAGAGCCGAGCCGGGAACGGCGUUCACCCGGGCCGAGGCCGCAGCCGGAGCGUUUGGGAGACGGGACCGCGGGAACCCGGAAACGCCUGGGCCGCACCGGGCCGGCGGCAGCGACGGCGGCGGUAGCGAGUGGCGCUGCGCUUCAAGGGUCGCGGGGGACCCGGCGGGCGCCGCAGACUGGGGCGCCGGGCCGAGCUGAGCCGCCGCCCCCAGUACGCGCAGCCGGCCGAGCUGCGCGGAAGGCAAAUGAAGAUAAAACAAUGUCCGCCAACCUAAAAUACCUUUCUUUAGGAAUUUUGGUCUUUCAGACUACCAGUUUGGUUCUAACGAUGCGUUAUUCUAGGACAUUAAAAGAAGAGGGGCCUCGUUAUCUAUCAUCUACAGCUGUGGUUGUUGCUGAACUUUUGAAGAUAAUGGCCUGCAUUUUAUUAGUCUACAAAGAUAGCAAAUGUAGUCUAAGAGCACUGAAUCGAAUACUACAUGAUGAAAUUCUUAAUAAACCUAUGGAAACACUUAAACUUGCUAUUCCAUCAGGGAUAUAUACUCUUCAGAAUAAUUUACUCUAUGUGGCACUGUCAAAUCUCGAUGCAGCUACUUAUCAGGUCACAUAUCAGUUGAAAAUUCUUACGACUGCACUAUUUUCUGUGUCAAUGCUUAGUAAAAAAUUAGGUGUGUACCAGUGGCUCUCCCUAGUAAUUUUGAUGACAGGAGUUGCUUUUGUACAGUGGCCCUCAGAUUCUCAAGAGCUUAAUUCUAAGGAACUUUCAGCUGGCUCACAAUUUGUAGGCCUCAUGGCAGUUCUCACAGCAUGUUUUUCAAGUGGCUUUGCUGGGGUUUACUUUGAGAAAAUCUUAAAAGAAACCAAACAAUCAGUGUGGAUAAGAAACAUUCAACUUGGUUUCUUUGGGAGUAUAUUUGGAUUAAUGGGAGUAUAUGUUUAUGAUGGAGAAUUGGUGUCAAAGAAUGGGUUUUUUCAGGGAUAUAAUCGACUGACCUGGAUAGUAGUUGUUCUUCAGGCACUGGGAGGCCUUGUAAUAGCUGCUGUUAUUAAGUAUGCGGAUAACAUUUUGAAAGGAUUUGCAACCUCUUUGUCCAUAAUAUUAUCAACACUGAUAUCUUAUUUUUGGCUACAAGAUUUUGUACCAACCAGUGUCUUUUUCCUUGGGGCCAUCCUUGUAAUAACAGCUACUUUCCUAUAUGGUUAUGAUCCCAAACCUGCAGGAAAUCCCACUAAAGCAUAGUGGUAAUUUAUCUGGUUUUUCACAAUGGUGCACUGGGAAUCUCAACAUUAAUGCUGCACAGAGGACUUCUACAGAUUCUAAGAGAAAAUCAUCAUGCUGAAUCUGAUCAUAAUGUUCAAAUGGUUUGAAAAUAUAAAAGUUUAAGGAUAAAAUAUACAUAUAUGUAACAAAAUGCCUAUUGCAUAUAAAAAUCAAAACUUGAAAGUAUUUCCAGGGAUUAGAAUAAAUUACUAGAGGAAAUUUAAAAUCUGAGUUCUUAAAAAGAUAUUAUGUUUUUGAUUACUGCAGAAAUAUCCUAUGCACUCUUUGAAACAGCACACAGCAAGUGUCAGACAUCAAUUUUGCAAAUUACAUAUAUUUAAUUUUAUUAAAUGUUUUUUAUCUUAUUCUUUCUGUACAGAUAUAUCAAAUAACAUGGAUAUUCAAAGUUUGAACAUUAUAAUUAUAAAGCUGUGAAGAAAUAGUAUGAUUUGAAAAACAUUUUCACAUAUCUCAGAUUUUUAUAUUUAUACAGAAGAUUACUAAACAAAGGAUUGCUAUAUGUUGCAAAUGUUCAAAUGCAUAAAAGUUGAUAAAGUAACUUUCUGGGUCUGAUUUGUCAGAGAAUAACAUUCAUAUUUAAAUUUAAUAUAAAAAAAUAUACACAUCUGUUUCUCCAUCUAAACUUUAAGACCUCUUUAGUGCUUUGAAACUGCUGAAUGCGAUCCAUUCGUUCCUAUGCUAGACAGUAGCCAGUGGCUUUUACAUUAAUGGAGUUUGUCCUUUAUCUCUUAAUUGUAUUUCUUUUCUGUAAAUUGGAUAAAUCCUUAAUAUUACUUUAAAAUAAAUUUCUCUCUGUGUUAAUUUCCAUCAAAGUUUUAAAAUGUAAUUUAAAGGGGUUAAAUACUCAUUUAAUAAUUUAAAAUAAUAAUUAUUGUCUAAUGUCUCCAUUUGGAGAAUUUUAAACUAUCAGAGCAUAUACUCUACACACUAGAGCAUUUUUAGAUGAUGAUUUUAUUCAUUGAUCUAUAACUGAUGACAAAACAAACAAAUAUAUAAUAAUAUAGAUAUCAAUAAAUUGAGACCAGAAUGACUUAGACAUUCCAGAUUGCCAUGAUAUAUUUUAAAUGGCACUAUAGCUAUAAAUUUAAAGUGUUCAGAAGAACUUUCUAGGCCUCUCAUAAACCCACCAUUCCUAGGAAUAUUCUGAUCAAAUGUCUGAGAGAGGCAGCCAAAUUCUGAACUCCCUUUUUGUGACCUUACAAAAGCUUCCAAGAAAGAGCCACAACUUUGCUUUACAGUAGUGGUUUAUUUUCCAUUUCUUUUCCGUUUGAUUAGCACUGGAAUUGAGAUUGCAAAUUACAUGAGUUAUGGUUCAGGGAGAGAAAAUGUAGCAGAAAUGAUCAAAUGAAUUGGUGGGCACAAUUACUUUCUAAAAUUGAAACAGGGGUUUAAUUUAUUGUUGACUAGAGACAGAAUUACCUAUUGUGUAUAAAAGUAUUGUACUUUAUUUUUUCCUUCAUGCAUUAUGUAUUUUUAAAAGUCUCCUGUUCUAAUUGUAUAAAAACUGUAAAAAAUAAAUAUUUUUAUAUAAUUCUAA
Messenger RNA from Dama dama (fallow deer), 3037 nucleotides. It is a transcript of the gene SLC35A3, whose product is annotated as solute carrier family 35 member A3. NCBI's taxonomy places the organism in Eukaryota, Metazoa, Chordata, Mammalia, Artiodactyla, Cervidae. Gene Ontology annotation, molecular function: UDP-galactose transmembrane transporter activity. Bases 187 to 1458 code for a protein of 423 amino acids. The record is from RefSeq and is a predicted model, not a curated record. Gene Ontology annotation, cellular component: Golgi membrane. The transcript is spliced from 8 exons. Gene Ontology annotation, biological process: pyrimidine nucleotide-sugar transmembrane transport.